This is a messenger RNA of Nicrophorus vespilloides, 2409 nucleotides long. Its product is annotated as PAX3- and PAX7-binding protein 1. Lineage: Eukaryota; Metazoa; Arthropoda; Insecta; Coleoptera; Silphidae. The transcript is spliced from 3 exons. Gene Ontology annotation, biological process: spliceosomal complex disassembly; mRNA splicing, via spliceosome. The record is from RefSeq and is a predicted model, not a curated record. Gene Ontology annotation, molecular function: DNA binding. Gene Ontology annotation, cellular component: U2-type post-mRNA release spliceosomal complex; nucleus. The coding region runs from base 58 to 2409 and encodes 783 amino acids.
UUCAAUACGUUUAAUAAGUUUCGAUCUCCAAAAAUCAACUGGUUCUAACCUAGAAAUAUGUCUCUGUUUAGGAAACCCAAGAAAAGUAUACAAAGACGUGUAUUUUCAGAACAAAAUGAUGAUGAAGACGAAAUGGAGUCCAAGGCUUCAGAAGCCCCAAAAGCGUCCAAAGAGGAAACCAAAAAGAAAGAAAAAUCCAAGAAAGAUCAGAAGAAACAAUCUUUGUUAAGUUUUGAAACUGAAGAAGAGGGUGAAGAGGUUUUUCAAGUUAAAAAAUCUUCACAUAGUAAGAAGAUGAUGAGAAUGUAUGAGAAGGAACGUAAAAAGAAAGAGGCCAAAGACUUAAAGAUCAAGGAUGAAGAGAAUAAAAUAAAAAAUAAAUGUGCUGUGGAUGUUUCUAUGGACAAUGAUUUGGUGAUUGUUGUUAACCACAAAAUACCUAGUCCUCCACCAGCACCAAUUCUUAGUGGACGUGAUGCUUUAUGUGCUGGAAAAGAUGAUAUGUCAUCAGAUGAUGAAGAUGUUGAUGUGAAUCAUAGAUUUUCAAAACCAGAUAAUUUUAAGAGAGUUUUGGAAUCUGGUGCUAUACCUGAUGCUGCAAUGAUACAUGCUGCCAGAAAAAAGAGACAAAGAGCUAGAGAGUUGGGUGACUUUGUACCUAUAGAGGAUGAAGAACCUGAAGAUAAAGGUCGACAUAUUCGGGAAGAUGAGAAUGAUGGCAGUGAUGAAGAAAGAAUUGACAUGGGUGCAAAUCCUGUUAAAAGGGAUCAAGAACGCCGUAGGGAACAAUUCUAUGAAGCUCAGGAUUCAGAUCAAGAAGUUAAUGAGUGGGAAGACCAACAGAUAAGGAAAGGAGUGACUGGAGCAAUUAUUAAUCAUGAAUUGGCUUAUAAUGAAUACAAUAAUUUACUACAGACUCAGACACAAUAUCAACAGAAUGUUUAUGCAACAAAAAUUGAUCCUGGUGUUCCAAGAACUCCAGAAGCUAUUUUGGCUAAACUAAAGGAGGAAUUUGAAAUUACAGAAAACCGAAAAAUUCAGCAUGAGAGGCAAUUAAGACAAGUGCAGGAUGAUUUAAUAGAUGUUGCAGAAGAAUUGACUACACUCAAAAUUGGAGCUCCUAAAGCAGCUGAAAAGUUUAGAUUCUAUCAAGAAUUGCGUGGUUAUAUUACUGACUUAGUAGAAUGUCUCGAUGAAAAAGUUGCAGUAAUUACUUUACUUGAACAGAAGGCAAUAGAACUAAUGGCUAAAAAAUCAGAUAGAUUGAUGGAAAGAAGACGUCAGGAUGUUCGUGACCAGGCUGAUGAAGUGACAAAUUUGAGUAAACGGUCUUUAGGACAACGGGCUCCGGAGGAUGAAGAAAAAAUGAGAAGAGCAGUGGAGAGGGAAGGUCGUAGAACACGUCGCAGAAGAGCCAGAGAAUCUACAGGAGAACCACGUCAUGUGGAAGGCAUGUCUAGCGACGAUGAAAUUCCUCAACAAGAGAGUUUAUAUUUUGAUAACGAACGAGAACAAAUUAACGUUGAAGUAAAUGCCGUUUUUGAAGAUGUCGUAGAUGAUUAUUCUUCUAUUGCAAGUAUCCUAAUCAAAUUCGAACAGUGGAGACUAACAGAUAUGUCAGUUUACACUGAAGCGUAUGCAACGUUAUGUCUCCCAAAAGUUGUUAGUCCAUUAGUAAGAUUGAAUUUAAUUUUUUGGGACCCACUAACUGAUACUAAGGAUUUGGAAAAAAUGGAUUGGUACCGUACAUUGGCACUUUACGGUUUACACGAUGACGAAACAGAAAAUAGCCUUAGUAAGGACCCUGAUUUAAAUUUACUGCCAACGUUAAUAGAGAAGAUAAUCAUUCCUAAAAUAACGGUAAUGAUUGAAAAAUGCUGGGACCCACUGUCGAGUUCUGAAACAUUAAGACUUGUUGGUGUCGUUGGGAGAUAUAUCAGGAAAUAUCCAACUUUGGGCCCUGAUAGUAAAGCACUCCAUAAUCUAUUUAACGCCGUAUUAAACAAGAUAAAAACGUCCCUGGAACAUGAUGUUUUCAUCCCAAUAAUGCCGCGAUUGGCUGAAACAAAAAAUCCCUUUUUUCAACGGCAGUUUGCCAGCGGCUUGAAACUUUUAAGAAAUAUUACUAGUUGGCAAGGUAUAUUGAACGAUAAUACACUUAAAGAACUAGCAAUAAAUGCACUUUUGAACAAAUAUUUAAUAAGCGGUAUCAAAGUGAGUAAUUUAAUUGAUGCUACUGCAAAAAUUCAACUUGUCAAUUUAAUUUUACCAAGAGUUUGGUUGCAAGGUAAUCAAACUCAUUUGCAAAUGUUUAUCAAUUGCGCAAUGCAGUUAGCCCAGCAGUUGGAUAAAGAUAAUCCUCUUCAUUUAGAAUCUAUUGAACUUAUUAAUAAUAUUAUAAAACAAUAA